Messenger RNA from Sorex araneus (European shrew), 1010 nucleotides. It is a transcript of the gene IYD, whose product is annotated as iodotyrosine deiodinase. The transcript is spliced from 5 exons. Lineage: Eukaryota; Metazoa; Chordata; Mammalia; Eulipotyphla; Soricidae. The record is from RefSeq and is a predicted model, not a curated record. Gene Ontology annotation, molecular function: oxidoreductase activity. Bases 24 to 902 code for a protein of 292 amino acids. Gene Ontology annotation, biological process: thyroid hormone metabolic process.
CCUGUUCUGGCCGGCUCAUAACCAUGUUCUUCCUGACUCCGGUCUUGGUAGCCGUCGUCUGCAUCCUGAUUGUGUGGAUCUUUAAAAAUGCAGACGGAAGCCUGGGGAAGAGGAAAGAGGAAUCACAAGCCAGGACCCAGGCUCGUCCCUGGGUGGACGAAGACUUGAAAGACAGCACUACUGACCUCCACCCAGGGGAAGAAGUCGCAGAUGCUGACGAAUGGCAAGAGUCCGAAGAAAGUGUGGAGCAUGUCCCAUUCUCACACACUCGGUAUCCUGAGAAGGAAAUGGUAAAGCGAUCCCAGGAAUUUUAUGAACUUCUCAAUAAGAGACGGUCUGUCAGAUUCAUCAGUAAUGAGCAAGUUCCAAUGGAAGUCAUUGAUAAUGUCAUCAGAGCAGCAGGCACAGCCCCAAGUGGGGCUCACACAGAGCCCUGGACUUUUGUGGUGGUGAAGGACCCAGAAGUGAAACAUAAGAUUCGUGAGAUCAUUGAGGAGGAAGAGGAAAUUAACUACAUGAAAAGGAUGGGACAACGAUGGGUCACGGACCUGAAGAAACUGAGAACCAAUUGGAUCAAAGAGUACUUGGACACAGCUCCAGUUUUGAUUCUCAUUUUUAAGCAAAUUCAUGGGUUUGCUGCAAAUGGCAAGAAGAAGGUUCACUACUACAACGAGAUCAGUGUGUCCAUCUCCUGUGGCAUGCUCCUGGCUGCCCUGCAGAAUGCAGGGCUCGUGACUGUCACCACCACUCCUCUCAACUGCGGCCCCCGUCUGAGGGUGCUCCUGGACCGUCCCCCCAAUGAAAAGCUGCUGAUGUUACUCCCCGUGGGGUACCCCAGCAAGGAGGCCACGGUGCCAGACCUCCACCGGAAGCCUUUGGACCAGAUCAUGGUGUCGGUGUAAGCAGGAGACGCAAGGAGGUACAUGCCUUGCUCCCUCCUGAAAUUCCUCUGGGCUACUCAGGUGCCCUUUUUAUGGAGGCGUGGGGGUUCAUCUCCUCAGCACUCUGCU